Molecule: messenger RNA, 2064 nt
Organism: Vicia villosa (hairy vetch)
Lineage: Eukaryota; Viridiplantae; Streptophyta; Magnoliopsida; Fabales; Fabaceae
Exons: 4
Coding region: 1-2064 (687 amino acids)
Source: RefSeq, a predicted model, not a curated record
AUGUAUAUCCUAUCCAAGAAACUUCAAAAUCUCAAAAUCAAGCUGAGAGCUUGGAAUAUUGGCACUUUUAGAAAUUUCUCUGUUAAUGUCAAAACGGCGGAGGCUGAGCUUGACAGCAUUCAGGUGGAAAUUCAGGAUAGGGGUGGGAAUGACGUCCUUAAAGCCCGAGAAUUUAAGGCCCAAACCAAUCUUGCGAAGGCUUUGAGCAUAGAGGAAUAUUUUUGGAAAGAGAAAUCCAAAAUUAAGUGGCAUUUAGAGGGAGAUCGUAAUAUCGCUUUUUUCCAUUGUUUAACCAAAAUCAGAGGCGCUUUUAAACCUAUUAAUAUGCUCAUGAAAGGGGCUAACCGUAUCACUAAUCAGGCUUUAAUCACGGAGCAUGUCGAUUUGCAUUUGGUGGAGAGCUCUAUUCCAUGUCUGGUUACAGACAGUAUGAAUGGUCUGCUUACCAUUCUUCCUUCUGAAGCGGAUAUUAAAGCAGUGGUUUUUGCUUUUAACAGGGACAGUGCCCUAGGUCCUGAUAGUUUUUGGGAUAUUAUCAAAGCCGAUGUCAUUGCCGCGGUGCAGCAGUUCUUAAAUUCGGGUUGGAUUUUACCGGGUUAUUAUGCCAAUGCCAUUAUUCUUAUUCCUAAAAAGAAAAAUGCCAAUUCGCUAGACCAGUUUCGCCCGAUUGCCUUGGCGAAUUUCAAGUUUAAAACCAUCUCUAAAAUUAUUGUUGACAUGUUAUCUCCCCUUAUUCCGCACCUUAUUUCUCCUGAGCAACACAGUUUUAUUCACGGAAGACAUGUCAAGGAUAUUAUAGGACUUGCUUCAGAGGCUAUCAAUUUUCUUGACUCGAAGUCUUGGUGUGGUAGCAUUAUUUUGAAAGUGGAUACUAUGGAAGUUUUCAAUAUCUUGAAGUGGUCUUUUCUUUUGAAAGUCUUAUAUCAGAUUGGUUUUAAUAGCACCUUCUGCAACCGGAUUCAGAGCAUGCUGCAAUCUGCUUUCCUGUCCAUCUAUGUUAACAAUUUUCUUAAAGGUUAUUUCAAUUGUACGAAUGGGGUUUGUCAAGAUGUUCCGCUACCCCCUUUGAUUUUCUACUUAGUCAAAGAUGUCCUAAGCAUACACCUUUCCCACCUUUCUCUUUCGAGACAACUGGAACUUAUCAAAGCCCCUAACAAUGUCAAUGUUCCGUCUCACUCCCUUUAUGCGGAUGGUAUCCUUUUAUUUUCUGGAGGGAAACUUUUUAAUGCCAGGAAUCUUGCCAAUGCUUUCAAGGAGUAUUCGUUGGUGUCGGGUCAAGGUCUUCCUAAAGCUCUCUAUUUUCAGUCGAUUACGGAUAAGAUCAUUAGCAAACUCGCCUCUUGGAAAAGGAGAGUUGGGUAUCCGUUCUGUUACAGUGGCUUAGAGGAAGCUUGGGCUUCUAUUCUCAAACAUCAGAUUCUUAAAAAUAACUGGUUUCAUAAAUCUCACUUAUUUUCCUCUUUAUGGACUAGUGCCAAAUCGGAAUACUAUAACUUGACUUACAAUAUUGUCUGGCUGCUGGGUAACGGGAAGGAUAUUCGGUUCUGGUUUGAUAAUUGGUGUGGCACCCAUCUGUUUUUGGAAGCUCCCUCUUCCAAAGUGAAUGAAAAGCUUAUGGUGAAUCAUUUUAUGGAUCACAACAAUUGGAAUCUCUCUUCUUGUUCGGUCCCGGAUUCUAUUAAGGUUAGAAUUCUAAAUACUCAUAUUCCUUUUGACAUUAGGCCCGAUAAACGUAUGUGGAAACAUGACUCCUCGGGUGUUUUGUCUCUCAAGCUCGCCUACUCUUUCAAGCGCUCUGCCGCUAUUUUUGUUGAUUGGCAUCAAUUCAUUUGGUCCAAAAACAUUCCUCCGUCUAAAUCAUUUCUUUCUUGGAGACUCUUAUUGCAGAAAUUGCCUACGGAUGAACAACUUAAGUUUCGAGAUUUCUCCUUGCCGUCUAAAUGCAAUUUGUGUGGUACAGACAAUGAAUCCGAUCACCAUUUGUUCUUUGAAUGCAGACAUGCAGCAACUCUUUGGUUUUGGCUGCUUUCUAUGAUGCAAAUAAACUCCUCAAUCACUUGCUAG